Cyprinodon tularosa is the source of this 1093-nucleotide messenger RNA. It is a transcript of the gene odf3l2a, whose product is annotated as outer dense fiber of sperm tails 3-like 2a. Gene Ontology annotation, cellular component: cytoskeleton. The transcript has 5 exons. Bases 109 to 942 code for a protein of 277 amino acids. Lineage: Eukaryota; Metazoa; Chordata; Actinopteri; Cyprinodontiformes; Cyprinodontidae. The record is from RefSeq and is a predicted model, not a curated record.
GCACGCUUACAAGCCUACGGUCAAGAUAGGAUUUCCUGCUUUGCAGGUCAUGAAUAAUGCAGCAUUAGAGGGUGCGACUCUCCUCGAAAGAGAGCAAAAGAAAAGGAUAUGUCUGAAAGAGCUGCAGAGGGAAGGAGAAAGAGCAACACACAAGAAAGAGGCUGGAGGAUUAUGGAGGAGGUGGUGAGGAAGCGACCAAUCAUCUCUGCUAAGGAAAGAGGCCCCGGCCCUGGACGCUAUGCACUGCCCCCAACUGUUGGAUACAUUAACCAUGAUUUCACCAAACCCAACAGCCCAGCAUACUCUUUUCAUGGCCGCAUGAGCUCUGCCAUGAUCUCUAUAGACUCCAGCCCUGGACCGAGGUACUAUAUUGGGGGCAAUAUUACCCGGUUUGGCCGCACAGAGACACCAUCCUACUCUAUUUCAGGGAGAGGCAGACGAAUCAGGAAGAAAGAUGAGCUUUUCCAGACACCGGGACCAGGGGCCUACAGCCCAGAGAGGGCUCCCCCAUUGAACGGUCACCGGAGACCUCCUUCCUACACAAUUGGAGAACGGACCAGAUACCGAACCGUGGACCCUGUACCGGCACCAAACAGCUACACUCUUCCUGACCUGCUGGGUCCCCAGAACCCUCACAAGCCCGCCAGCGCCAGCUACAGCUUCUCAGGUCGUAGGACAAUUGGCGGUCCCUCUGAGGAUCUCUCCAAAACACCGGGACCCGGACAGUACAGAAGCAUCGACCCGGACAUCUACAGGCAGCGGCAGCCUUGCUUCUCUAUGCAGAGCCGGACUAAGAGGCAGAGUUCCUCCUCUGUUGCUCCAGGUCCGGGUACCUAUAGCCCAGAGAAGACCUACAGGCACCUCCACAAGUCCCCGUCUUUCACUAUGGGCAUCAGGCACUCUGAGUUUGUCACCCCACUCGUGGUGAAUGUGAAGGAUUGACCAGCCACACAUUGAAAAUACCUCAUGGAUUUGUUUUUAUUCAUUUGAUUAACAACUUAAAUAAAUAGGACUUCUGCUCUGUACAGAUUUAAUUGGUAAAAUUUAUCAUAAAUAAAACUUAACAUCAACAACUCUCGCUUGCAUUGUCUCU